This is a messenger RNA of Betta splendens (Siamese fighting fish), 1106 nucleotides long. It is a transcript of the gene ubl4a, whose product is annotated as ubiquitin like 4A. Gene Ontology annotation, molecular function: protein binding. The coding region runs from base 103 to 585 and encodes 160 amino acids. The transcript has 5 exons. NCBI's taxonomy places the organism in Eukaryota, Metazoa, Chordata, Actinopteri, Anabantiformes, Osphronemidae. Gene Ontology annotation, biological process: post-translational protein targeting to endoplasmic reticulum membrane. The record is from RefSeq and is a predicted model, not a curated record.
AACGCACUCCGACCACUGAGCGGCGCUAGUGUCACUAAGCUGCAAACUGUGCCGCAGAAGAAGAUGGUCCGCUGACAAGAGAAGAACUCCUCGUAUUCGAAAAUGAUUCUUACAGUGAAACCGCUUCAGGGGAAAGAAUGUAGUGUACAGGUGACUGAAGAUGAAAAGGUCUCUACUGUAAAGCAACUUGUGUCUGAACGCCUGAACAUACCAGCAAACCAGCAGCGGUUGCUCUACAAGGGAAAGGCGCUUGCAGAUGAGCAUAGGCUGAGUGAUUACUCCAUUGGACCCGAGGCUAAAUUGAAUCUGGUAAUCCGUCCUGUGGGAGAGAGGACUGGAGGUUCAGGGACAACUGCCAGCAGCAGCAGUAACAGCAGCAGCAGCACACAUGGAGGAGUGUGGCAGAUGGUGUCCACGAUUCUUGCUAGACACUUUAGUCCAGCAGAUGCAGCCAAGGUCCAUGAACAACUUAUUAAGGACUAUGAACGUUCACUUCGACAGCUUAGUCUCGACGACAUUGAACGUUUAGCGGGAAGGCUUCUUCACCCAGAUAGUGACGGAAUGGACACCUCAUACAUAGACUAAGACUCCUUUUUUUUAUGUUUUCAAGAGGCAAUUGUUGCCAGAAGAUGCAUACAGUGUUUAGAAUGUGAGGCAUGGAAAAUACGGUGUGAGUUGUGUUACUCUGAGCCCCUGAUGUGUGCCUAAUGGAUGGAUAAUGAACAUGGAAAAUAUUGACUGUUUAUUAUCUCAGCAAAGAUAACCAUAACCCAAUUUCUUAUCUAUGACUUAAGGGCUUGGAUAAGAAAACUGUCCGCUUUGAAAUGGUUCUUGUCAUUAAUGUUAUAGCAGUAGCACAAGACCUGAUCACACCAUAUUUGAAUACAAAGAAGUCCAUUUAUGCUGUUGGUUUCACAUUGUUUCUGGCUGCUACAACUCCCAGGGGACACUAAAUACUACUGGAGGGUAUUUAUUAGUAAUGUCUGCUUUUAGGUUAACCAUCUGUGGCAAUUCAUGUAUUUCCCUUAAGUAACGGAUUGCUGUUGUAUGAUUUGUAAAUAUGUUUAUAUACAUAUAUAUACAAACAUUAAAGCACAGAAAAUAAA